GAAUGUCUUGGAUUUGAUGCAAGAGUUGCUAAUAAGUGAUAUCCGGGACAAUCGCAUAGAGAGCUGUAGUGGCGGUCAAAUCAAACGCAUUUGCAUUGCACUCGAGUUGACAUCCAUUUCCAAACCAUACCUACUGUUCAUCGAUGAGCCCACCACUGGUCUCGACACACAUGCGGCACAAGUCGUCAUCCAAUGUCUGAAACAACUGUCCCGUAAACACAACAUAUCAGUCAUCGUUAGCAUCCAUCAGCCAAACAACGAUUUGUUUCACAUGUUUGACAACAUCUAUGUAUUGGCCAAAGGAGGUCAUUGUCUCUACGAUGGAGUUCCCAAACAAUUGAGACAACAUCUCAUGGAUUGUUACAUA
Molecule: messenger RNA, 367 nt
Organism: Oppiella nova
Lineage: Eukaryota; Metazoa; Arthropoda; Arachnida; Sarcoptiformes; Oppiidae
Source: the annotation of a GenBank genome assembly